CAAAACCCUCUCCCAUUCCUCGCGCUAACAAAUCGCAAGCUCAUCGCUGAACACUCCCAUGGAGCAGACACAACCGGAAGCGAAGAGGGCAAGGCCCCCUUCUCCGCAAGCCCAAGCCGGUGAGCCCGAGGAGGACCGGCUCAGCGCGCUCGACGACGCCACCCUCCACGCCAUCCUCGCCCGCCUCCCGCUACGCGACGCCGCAGCCACGACCGCGCUCUCACGCCGCUGGCCCCGCGUCUUCGCCACGCUGCCCCGCCUCAGCCUCACCUGCGCCACCUUCAACCGCCGCGAGACCCUCUACGAGUACAGGGACGGCGACGAGUACUGCGACGACACGAACCGCUGGACCUACGCCAUCGACGGCAUCCUCGACGGCCGCGCCGCUCCGAUCGCCUCCUUUGAGGUCCAGAUCGAUUUCAUGGACGCGUACGACGACUGGUUCUACGACUUGUUCCGCGAGAUCUGCCGGAGCGGCGGUCUCCGGGAGCUCUCCAUCUGGAACACCAACUCCACCGACUGCUACAAGGUGCCUUCCCCGGUGUACAACUGCCCGACGCUCACCUCGCUGGAGCUCUACUCCUGCAGGCUCCGGGUGCCAGGCAGUCUCCGCGGCCUGCGCGCCGUGCGGUCGCUCCAGCUCCACGAAGUGGUCGCUACGGACGCCGACAUCCGGCGAAUGAUCUCGCGGUGCCGGGACGUGGAGCGGCUGGUGAUCAGCGACAUCCGCAAGGCUAGGAACAUCGUUAUACGCGCGUCGAACCUCGAAAAGCUGGAGAUUUGCUCGUAUCGCCCGCUAUGCAUCUCGGUAAAGAAGGCGCUGCGCCUUGACUCUGUAAAGCUGAGCCUCUCCUACGGCUGCGCUGAGCUCAAUUGGAGCGUCCACGACAAUGAGGACACCGAUGGAGACCACUCAAUUUCCGAGAUUGAAGAAAUGUUUGGGUUUGAGGGGAUGGAGGAGAGGGAGCACGAGCAGACGGACGAGAUAGCGAACAUGGUGACGUUUCUCGGUGGACUCGGUAGCGCCAAGACACUCUCGUUGAACUUGGAGACUGAAUAUUCCAAGGUCUUGAGCAAGGCCAAAAGUACAAUGCCGAAGAGGUUGCUCAAGAAAUGCCAAUUGCUUGGAUUGCAGAAGCUUACUCUUACUAUGGAUCACAAUCAUGAAGCCGUUGCCACACUAGUUUCAUGCCUUUUCAACAGUUCUCCCAACAUUAAGGAUCUGGAGAUCAUUGAUCCUCUUGAUAUCCGCUAUUCUGACCCCUUAGCUGCAAAGUUUUGGGAGAAGCAGAUAAAUGCAGAAUGUGUUCAGAAUCACUUGUCAAGUGUCACCUUCUUCAUGUCAAUAUCGCUCUUCAAAGGUCGCCCUUGCUUGGGCCUUCCUCAGUUUCUAGUGAUGAACGCGAGGGUUCUGAAGAGAAUGAGCAUCAAGUAUCAUCGGUCCAAUGACAAGCCUAAGCAUGCAGACUUGCUUGAAACAGUCCGAGAGUGA
Molecule: messenger RNA, 1492 nt
Organism: Phragmites australis (common reed)
Lineage: Eukaryota; Viridiplantae; Streptophyta; Magnoliopsida; Poales; Poaceae
Product: F-box/FBD/LRR-repeat protein At3g26920-like
Exons: 3
Coding region: 59-1492 (477 amino acids)
Molecular function (GO): protein binding
Source: RefSeq, a predicted model, not a curated record